UCGUCACGGCGCGGCACCUGUCACUGCGGGCAACGCCCCGGCCCGGCGCCGCCCACCCUCUCAGCCAAUCACGAAGCCACGUCCGGCGAUUGGCUCUUCCCAUUGGUCGUUUUGAAGAAGGCGGCGGCCAAUAACGGCGGCGCGGCGGUUGUCGGGAGUGCUGGCGGUCAUUCGUCGGCGGCGCCCGGGAUGGAGCGGGCCGGAGCGGCGGCACAACGGAGGAGCCAGCUGCAGAACUGCCAAGUAGCCAAGGAAAGGCUAAAAUGCACAAGUGCCAAACCCUUUUUAAAGGAUUGGACUAAUCACCUGAAUCCACCCUUAGAACCAGUCUCUAAACUCAAGCAUGUUAACAGCAACAAGAAGGAUGUUCUUGGGACUGUGAUGGAGGGUGCUCAGGAGGAUGGCAAGCUUGGAACCAAAUCCAGGCAGCAGACUGGCCAUACUGCUCUGAAGAAGGCUUCAAAUACGUGCCAGAGAGCAGGAGGGGUGUGUCCAGUGCUGCCAAGGAACAAUGUGACAUUUCCUGCUUCUGCACAGACUAGAGGCAGGCUCCCACCUUCAAGCUCUGGUCACCUAAAUCCAAACACAGACCAGAAGCCUGCACAGGAGACUGUCACUGCAGCAGCACCUCAGGUGGGAAAUGAGCACACUCUGCACUCCCUGAAUGUGGGGCUGCAGGACAGGCUGGUCUGCAAUAAGGAAAACCUUGGCCCACAAGCCUCCACGUCCUCAGAGCUGAUCAGAACUAUUCACUCCAAUAAAAACAGUCUCAGGAAGGAGAGAGUCUUGGCCCACAGGCAAGGAAGACCUGGAACAUCAAGGUCCGUUCUGGGUCAAAAAGGAAGAAUGGGUAACCACCAGGCUAAGGAAGAGCCAGAUUUGGAUAAAUUCGGGAAAGCCCUGCCAGAAUCAAAGAGGAUGUCACAAAAUACAAAUAACAGAACUCAGCCAUUGCAGCCCUCUCGGUUCUUUCCCGCUUCUUCUACUUUGAUACAUAAAAACCCAGGGACAAAGCAAGGAGAAAGUAUUACUGUGAGGCAACCUGGCACAACUCCAGGGGGAAGUCUUAAGCAGCACAGCCAGCCUCCCUCAGUGAGAAGAUUUCCCACUAAGUCUACCACCUUGGGCAAGCCCCAGGGGACCACAAACCUGAAAUCCAACCUGAACCAAGCAGUCACUUUACCAUGGCCAAGGCCCAUGGUUAAAGAGGUGAUGGACAGGAAGGACAUGAAGGUGGUGGCUCCUGGACACACAACAGCAUCCCAAGGGUCAGGUCCCAAAAACCAGUCUCACAGCAUACACAACUCUAAAACUCAUGUCCUUGAGGAUGAGUUGAGAAGCAGGAGAGACCAGAUUAAACCAGAGCUGCCAAAGGCAAGUGGCAUGCAGGCUAGGCGUGUUCCAAGGACUCCAUCAGCUGCAGAUCGAAGGAAACAGCUGGAGGAGUGGUUGGCAUCCAAAGGCAGGACAUACAAGCGGCCGCCGAUGAUGCUGCUUCAGAAGCAGGCAGUGAAACCAUCCUGCAGAAAGGUCAAGGCAACUGAGAAGCAAGAGAAUCCAGAGCAGCGCUGCCAAGCAAAGAUCAACAACAUAUUAACUGAGUGCCUGAAGCUCAUUGAGGAGGGUGUCCAUGCAGAGGAGAUCUUGGCAGUGCUGUCCCUUGUGCCCCAGGCAGAGAAAUUUGCCAAAUUCUGGAUCUGCCAAGCAAAGCUGCUGGCCCAGAGUGGCCCCUUUGAUGUGUUACAGCUGUACAGAGAAGCAGUCAGUGCUGGGGCUGAGCCAGUCGAAGAGCUCAGAGAAACUGCUCUCAAUAUUUUGAAGGAUGCAGGCCAAAAACUGGAAGGAGAAAAGGCAGAGGAACCCAUUCCUCUGGAGCCUACCACGCCUUGUCCAGCUGAGAGGCAGCCCAUAGCAUCAACUCCAGGCGUGCUGGGGAGACCCAUGGCCUCCCUCCCACCCUCAGUCAAGUUGCAGGUUACAUCUGCAUCCAGAGGAAGGGAAUUCCUGGAAGGCCCAGAACUGAAAUUUCUAACACCUGUGCGGCGCUCCCUACGGACUGAGAGCGCUCGGAGUCGCUACCCAGAGAUGCUGAAGGACCAUGACCCUGUGGUGUCAUCCCUCAGUGAAAUCCUGGAUGCUGAGGAGGAGACUCUCUUCUUCUUCCGGAAAAACAAGGCUUUGCCAGAAGUGACAGAGCUGGAGGGCUUGAGUUCAUAUCCCCCCAAGAGCCCCUGAGGGGUUCCCAGCAGGAGCAGGCUGCCUUGCCUGCCGUGCUGCCUUGUACACACUCCCAUGACUGCUCUUGCUGCCCCUCAGAUCUAUGGGGGAGGGUUUGGCACAGAAUAAGCAUUAAUAAAAUAUCUAAAUGCAGUUUUAAAUAUUGAA
Haemorhous mexicanus (house finch) is the source of this 2385-nucleotide messenger RNA. RefSeq names its product cytoskeleton associated protein 2 like (gene CKAP2L). The record is from RefSeq and is a predicted model, not a curated record. Bases 190 to 2235 code for a protein of 681 amino acids. Gene Ontology annotation, cellular component: mitotic spindle; cytosol; centrosome. NCBI's taxonomy places the organism in Eukaryota, Metazoa, Chordata, Aves, Passeriformes, Fringillidae. The transcript is spliced from 9 exons.